Messenger RNA from Tetrahymena thermophila SB210, 465 nucleotides. RefSeq lists its product as hypothetical. Lineage: Eukaryota; Ciliophora; Oligohymenophorea; Hymenostomatida; Tetrahymenidae. The transcript has a single exon. The record is from RefSeq and is a predicted model, not a curated record.
AUGGUUAAAUACAAAAAAGAAAUAAUAUUUUAAAUUAUUUUUAACAUUAAUAAUAUAUUAAUAACAAUUAUAGAAUACUAGGUUCAUAUAAAAAGGAAUGAUGCAGUGACAAAAAUGAAUUUAUAGCUAACAAAUUAUUUUUUAUCAUCUAAUAAUGAUUAAUUUUAUAGAUGUACAGAACUCAUCAUUUUAAUAAACACCACAAUAACUAGUAAGAAAAUGAUACAAAUUAGUCAUCAGUUUUACCAAAUAAUCAAAAGAAAUGAGCAAAAUAAUCAAUUAUACUUCAUAAUUUUCUAACAGUAAAACUUCAAAGCAAGCAAUGAAGCUAAAAGAUUUAUUAUCAAUAAAAAAAACAAAACUCUAAAAAGUAAAAAUAGAAAAAAUAAAUAUAUGCUUUCUAAACUAUUUACCUUAUUUAUUCUACAUAGCGAUCUAGCAAAGCUCUUAAAUUUAUCUAAAUGA